Messenger RNA from Caenorhabditis sp. 36 PRJEB53466, 2943 nucleotides. The record is from the annotation of a GenBank genome assembly. NCBI's taxonomy places the organism in Eukaryota, Metazoa, Nematoda, Chromadorea, Rhabditida, Rhabditidae.
AUGAGUACGUCGUCGAACGAAGAAGGAAAAGAAGAAGAAGAAGAAGAUGCGAACGAAAAGGAAAUGACACGUCACUAUGGCAGCCUGAUUGACGGAAAAUCGUGUACUUUUGCUCGUCCUCGUGUCAAUUAGCUACAGUAGUCCUUGAAUGAAUGACGUGGAGAAAGCCGUUUAAUUCGGGUCUAGGGUUUUGUCGUCGUUGUCGUAGUCCUUAGCUCGCAGAUUCCGCGAGGUCCUACCCUACAAUACAUAAUUCAUUUACUUGCCAAGUAUGCGCCGCCUCUCUUCAGAAGCCUGAAGACGUCCGCAAAUCCGUAAUCCCUUUCGCGCGAGAAGAGAAGCGAAAAGUUGUGUGUGCAUAAUUAGAAAAACGGAUUGGCAAAAGCGGCGGAAAGACGGGAGAGGACGGACUCAUAAAAAUAGGCUUGAAUUGGGUGGGAAGGAGACGGAGAAAAGUCAUUAGAAAGCUGCGUCUAAAAAGGGAUUUGCAGACAAUGUCAUCUGCUGAAAGGACACAGUGAGCACCGCAGCAACGAGUGGAAAGAGCAGGAAGUACUGAGGUAAGCAGGCUCUGCGUCCCUUUUGUUUCUUCGAGCUUCACUGAGCCCAUACGAGCCACCCUCGCCUAAUUUUCGAGUUUUUACCCUACCUCCUCCAUUGUUUUCUUUUCUUUUUCAAUGGACGCUUUUUCAUUCCAGGAGCUGCGUGCAGGCGCUCGAAGGAAGAUGCUCGCGACGGAGCGAAGUUGCACAUCAGCACAAAAUGGCCGUAAAACAGUUGGUCGCCAAGAUAGAGGUAAUCCUUUUGAACGAACUCUCCGGCUACGUGGAACGACGGAACGAGCCGGACCGCCGGUUGAUCUCCCGACUAAACCGCGAGUUGAUCAACAUCGAUACGAAGGACGAGAGACCGUCCAUCUAUCACGUGCCUUCGCCAUCUCGGCCCGCCUGGAAGACGUGGAAUCUUGAUGUGGCAGAUCCGUCAAAGUGAGAAACUGAAUAGACGGACAUUCAAAACAAACAGAGUUAUUUCAGAAUGCAAAAGGUGCUGGAUAUGACAGCAGAUAUAAUGCGAUUGCCCCGUCAUUCCGUUCACGAUUCGGACGUUCCCGAGAUGAGGAAUGCGACAGACUGGGACGCCCGUCUCAUGAGUCUCUUCAUAUGCGAGAACAUCGGAAUAGUUCCGGUGCAAGUGAACGAGUGAGUCCCUCCUCUUCCACUUUUCUCAGUUCUGUUGUCUCUGCAGUGCCCGUAGCGAUGCGAUGUCCGUGACGGAAGAACGGAGACGUGGCUGCAGUGUCGACUCUUCGGUCUCUCGCUUCGUGAGGGAAGGUCCCUACGUGAGCUCGUUCCGCGAGAAGAGCAUCCCUCUGGAAGAGGCUCCGCGCCUCGGAUCCGUUUCCUCGGGCAGCAUUUGCACAGUGGACACCCGGCCGACGAACGUCUCCUCGCUGCCUCCACUCACCGACUACAAUUCGAGCAUUCUCGUGAGACACCCAAUUGAUGUUUCUCUCUUUUCAUCCGAUGUUCAGAGUUCUUCAAUCACGCCCGUUCCCCGAGAAGAAGACGAAUUGUCGUUCUGCUUCGGAAAAAGUUAUCUGACUCGUCCGAUUUGUGUCGAGGCAUUCAGUACGCAAACAAGGCCAAACAAAUUAGCAGUGACUGAUAGUUGUGGAGGUAAUCGGAAAAGACGAUACGACCUCGAGACUCGUGAUGUUCAGGGGUCUACAUCACAAACUCGCGCGGCGAAAUCGAGCAGAACAUUCUGAUAAAGAACUCGUCGGCGAGCAGUGUCUGCGUGGACGAGAAGAACGAACUAAUGUACGUGAGUGUGAUGCAGUCGAAGGGAAGAUCGAUCCACGUGUUCGACGUGGCGUCGAAUUGUCGGAAAGUGGAAGUGAUUGCGUGUCCGAGGGAUCCGAAGAUUGAGAUGAGCAGGACGAGGUGGAUUACGGUAGGGCCCAGAGGACACCUGUUCAUGACCAGUGGCGACAAUGUGAAGAGCGCUUUGUGGACGUACAUUAGGAGCAAGAAGGUGAGCAUUGAGCAUCGGAAUAGAAAAACAAAUUACUUUUGAAGGCAUGGAAACUGCUGAAAGAAUCGAGAAAGUCCAGGUAUCAAUACCUGACAGUGGCAGAAGAUCAGGCCGAGUACAAGUGAGCAUCCAUUCCCUCCCUAAUCUUUACAUUUGCCCAAUUCUCAGAGCUGUCGUUCUUCUGACCUGUGAUGCGGCCAACAACCGUCUCCUUCUUUUUGUGGUCGAUCAUUCGAUGAGUCUGAUCAAUGAGUACGAUCUGAGCAAAACCUACAGACUCAACGAACACAUUCAUUCGCCCGCCUCCGCCAUUGUCGAUAAAGUAAGAAUCAAAAACUAGCGAAACUUAUCAUCAUCAUUCUUAUUUAAUAAAAAGCUAACGGAGUCUGUCCAUUUCUUUCUUUCUUUCUUUCUUUGUCCGGCAACUUUUUCAGUUCUAAAACGGAAAAAGCUGUAACAGAGAAAUUAAGAAAUGGACACGUGAACUUUUGAACGGGAUAGUUCCGAGAAAAAACAAGCGACGAAGCCACUUCCGAGCGGCCUAGGUUCCAAAAGUCUUGUACUUUAUGCAAUUUCAGAACGGAAAUCUUCUGAUUCUCGACUACGCAAGCGGCAAACUGUGGAUUCUGCUCUCCGGGGUGAAAGGAGUCCGCCGACUAAAACAAGUGCCUCUGCCGGAGAUCGUGCGCCCUCAAGAAGCUCUCGGAAUCUGUGCCAAGGUAGGAUUACCCAUCAUAUUUUCUCAUUUUUCAUGUUGUCUUCCAGGGCGAUGUCAUUUAUUUGGCACUCUUCAAUCGCCGUGAAAUCCUUUGCACACGAUACCUUGACGAAGGAGUUUUCAAGCCGCCGGCGGCGGUCACUUCUUCACCAAUCCAGCAAAGACGGAGCACCAGUCUCCCGAGAAGUUAA